Molecule: messenger RNA, 1512 nt
Organism: Magnusiomyces paraingens
Lineage: Eukaryota; Fungi; Ascomycota; Dipodascomycetes; Dipodascales; Dipodascaceae
Exons: 1
Coding region: 1-1512 (503 amino acids)
Biological process (GO): regulation of gene expression
Cellular component (GO): Rpd3L-Expanded complex; cytoplasm; nucleus
Molecular function (GO): histone binding
Source: RefSeq, a predicted model, not a curated record
AUGUCACAUUCUCAAAAUGUCAAUAAAAUAAUUGACAAAUCUCUCGAGAGCUCAGAUAAUUUUGAAUUCAUUAAUUUAAAUGCUAAAAAGAAAGACUCAGUAACUAGUUUAACUUUUAAAAGCAACUUUGAUAAUAAUGACAUAGAAGAGCCUAGACUUCGUGCAGAAUAUGCAAUCUGGAAAAAAAAUGCACCGUUUCUCUAUGAUAUGAUCAUAACCACUAGACUUCCUUGGCCAUCUCUCACAGUUGAAUGGUUUCCUGAAGUGGAAAUGGUUAGUACAACUGUAAAAUCCAAUUCAAGUAAUAAUACGACUAAGGGCAUUUCAUCACUACUUUCUCGAUACAAGAUUCUUCUUGGAACUCAAACGUCUGGAAAUGCUUACGAAUAUGUUCGUAUUGGUGUUGUAGAUUUGCCGAACUUGAAUGCUGUAUCUGAAGAAGCACCUCUCUCUUUACUAAAUCAAUAUGAUACAGUGUUAAACGAAUUUGGAGGAUAUCAAACUUCUCAGUCUCAGUUUAAGAUUCAUCAAUAUUUGGAUCACAACGGUGAGGUUAACAGAGCACGAUACUGUCCUCAAAACCCAUCAAUAACUUCAACAGCUUCUUCCAAUGGUCGGGUCUAUAUUUUUGACUGCACAAAACAUCCACUAGACCCUCGAAAUAUUACCCAGGCUUCAAAAAUUUUAACUGAAUCAAGCUCGGAUUCUAUCUCAAAAUCCAAUUUGCCUAGCCCCCGUCCAGAGAUGGUUUUAGAUGCUCAUACUAAUGAGGUCAGUUCCAUAAGCUGGAAUUCAUAUAAGUAUGGAUAUCUUGCAUCAGGAUCAUACGACACCAUGGUAGGUGUAUGGAAUAUUCGGAAUUAUAGUAGAAGCAAAAAACAUGUGCCGUUAAACCUAAUAGAAACUCACAGUGACUUAGUUAAUGAUGUUGAAUGGCAUAAAUUUAGUCCUUCAAUUAUAGGAAGUGUUUCUGAUGACGGUAUGAUGCAUAUCCAUGACUUGAGAGUUUCUGAAGUGAAUUAUACACCGCAAUUGGCAUCAGUCCCUAGAAAAAUUAAAAAAAAGGAUGAAAACUCUUACGGCACAGUUGGAAUUAACUGCAUAAGUUUUAAUAAUGCGAAUGAAAAUUUGGUUGCUACUGGAGGAACUGAUUCCAACAUUAAUUUAUGGGAUUUAAGAUCAUUAAAUCAUACUUUGCAUACAAUGAAAGGCCAUGCUGGUAAUGUUAAUUCUGUAGAAUGGUGUCAUCAUGAACCAGGUAUUCUCGCCAGUGCUUCGUCAGACAGACGUGUGUGCAUCUGGGAUACUGCAGCAAUUCAAAAAAGUGCACCAUUUGAUAAUGAGAAUAACUUAAAUCAUUCACCAGAACUGUUAUGGGUUCAUGGAGGUCACACUGAAUCCGUUUCCGAUAUAUCAUGGAAUCCCGCAUUACCUUGGGUUCUUGCUUCUGUUUCUAAUGAUAACCAUAUACAUAUAUUUAAACCAUCUCAAAGUUUGGUUAGAGCUAAAUGA